UCGUCGUGGAAGGUUCGUUGCGCGCGCGGAAAAUCUUGGGAAAUUCGAGGCGAAAUUCGCCAAAUAUUACGAGUGCGAGGUGCGAGUGCAUUUCCUCGGAGUGUGAACGCCGCCGGUGGCUAAAGUAUCGCGAAAUCUAAAAAUACAAAAGCAAUAGGGAAACGCAAUAGAAACAGAGGCCAAUCCAAUCGCUUGCAUAUCAAUUGUCUAGGGAAUUGAGUACUGCUUACUCUGUUACAUGGUUAUGUCAUGGAAAGUCACCGUCUGAGUGCUCUCCUCGAAUAAAUACCCCUUCGAAAGCGGCGAAAUAUUGUCCGCAGAAUAAGAAAAAAUAAAAUUAUUAGCAAAACUGCCUCAAAAGUGCUGCCCACUCUCGCCGCCGGCUGCUUUUUUGGCUCACGUUUACUACCACUUUUAUUGCUCACGCGUGUUUUUGGGGCCUUUUGUUUUGGUGCUUGUGUGUGCGCGAGUGUGCUAGCUGUGCCUGUGUGUGUGUUCGCCGUGUGUGCGUGUCUGUGUUAGCCGGCAAGUGCAGCUGUGAGUGUGUUGGUUGUUGGCCGCGAACAGCUGUUCCGCAGACAACAUGCAGAAAUAAGUAAAAAAUACAAAGAGCAAAAAUACAACGUGAAAAAAUAUACAAGCGAAGUUGGGUGAAAAUCACAGCAAAUCACGAGAGCCCGUGCCGCAGAAUCCAUCCAUUCUCAUCCAUCGAAAAUGGCGGCCAGGAUGCAGAUGCUCCUGCUAUUGACCCUGCUCUGCGGCCUCGCUGCCGCCAAGCAUCUGGGCGACCUGGAGGCUGGCGGCGGAGCAGUAGGUGGCCUCCACCACCACCAGCACCAUCAGCACAGCGCCUCCACGCACCACCGGCGACGCCUGCAGCGGGACUCGCGGGCAAAGGAUGCCACAUCGGCGUCGCUGGGAACGGCGCAUCAGUGCGAGGCCGUCAAGAGUUACUUCGAAUCGAUCGACAUCAAGUCGAGUGGAUUCCACAACGAGAAAGGCGCCAUUUGUGGCGGAAGCUGUUGCAAUAAUGCUACGGAAGUGGAGCUGCGCGACAAGGCCGCCGGGAAAUUUGAGCUGCUGUUGCACCAUCACACGAGCAGCCUGCGAGGAGUCCUGGAGACGAAUGUUAAGCAAUUCCAGAGUCACGUCAUGGAAUUGGCCCAGCAAUCGGAGAACAAUACGCAGUCGGUCUUCGCGACGAUCUACUACCGCAUGGUGCCUCGAGUCCGCCAGAUGAUCGGUCAUUUGUACACUGAAAUCAUGAACCACAUGAAUUACGCCUCGAACUACACGAACAGCAAUGACCAGUUGGGCAGACGUGGCAUUGGGGGCAUCAGCAGUGUCCAGAGCCACCUUGAGGAGGCAGUGCAUCGCUUCUUUGUCCAGCUAUUCCCGGUGGCCUACCACCAGAUGGUGCAUCUGAAUAAUGACAAGUUGGGCGAGUUGCAUGAGGAUUACAUCAACUGCCUGCAGCACAACUACGAUGAGCUGCGUCCCUUCAAGGACAUACCGCACCAGCUGCAGGCCAGUCUCGGCAAGAGCGUCCACAUGUCCAACGUCUUCAUGAAUGCCCUGAUCCAGGCCGCCGAGGUAAUCUCCGAGGCAGAUGGACUCUAUGGCGAGAAGCUCACGGACUCCUGCAAGCUGCAUCUCCUCAAGAUGUACUACUGUCCCAACUGCAACGGACACCAUCCGCCGCCAGAGGCCAAGCUCUGCGACGGAUACUGCAAGAACGUGAUGCGUGGCUGCUCGGCAGAGUACGCUGGCCUGCUGGACAGCCCCUGGUCGAGUGUCGUGGAUGCCCUCAACAACCUGGUCACCACCCACAUUCUCUCGGACAACGGCAUCAUUACUGUCAUCAAGCAGUUGCAAUCAAGGCUCUCGGAUGCAAUCAUGGCAGCCAUGCAUAAUGACUCCGAAUUGGAACAAAAGGUGAAGAAGACCUGUGGAUCGCCCAGCCUGACGCCCUAUGCCACCGGAGAGCCGGAUGCUAAGCCUCUGCCACACAAGAUUGCCAUCAAGUACGCCACGCCCCCGGAUCCGGGAAUGGUCCGCUUCCUGUCCACCAUCGACCAGAGCAAGGAGUUCUACACGAACAUUGUGGACAACUUCUGUGACGAGCACCACUCUCGCGAGGAUCACUCCUGCUGGACAGGCGAUCGAUUCGGGGAGUAUAACCAACUGCUGAUUAGUCCGGGCAUUAACGCCCAGCGGUACAAUCCGGAGGUGCCCUUCAAUUCCAUGGCCCAGGGCAGCCAGUUGAACGAGCUGGUGGACAAGCUAAUCAAGAUCCGCCAGAGCAUCGGAGCAGCGCAGGCACCACCGAACAGCAUACAGUCGCACGAUAUUCAAAGCGACAUGGGCCACGAGGGCUCUGGCGGAGGCGAGGGCCAAAUUGGCGACGAUGAGGAGGAGUAUGGUGGCGCCCAUGGCUCUGGUGAUGGUUCAGGAGAUGGCCCCGACGUUAACUUCGGCGGCAACCCGCCAAUCACCGAACAGGAGCCACGCGACAACGGCAAGACCAGUGGGUCGAACCCGCUGGCGGCCACCACGGCGACGUGGAUGCUCCUCACUCUAGUCACAAUGCUCCUCAGUAGUUGUAGUUAAGGAUGCUGCCCCCCAGGGUCAAGGGAUGAAGUAAACACACACACACAGGACCCCGCUGCGAGGGCGAAUGCGAUAGCGACGGCGAUAGCGAGAGCCAUAAGUCUCGCGAGGAACAGCAGAUGCACAAGAAUCGAGUUAAAUCAUUAAUUAAUAACUAUUAUCAUUAUUAUUAUUAUUAUUAUUAUUUGUGUAAUUCUUAAGUUGUUACAAGUAAUUUAUUAGGCCCUAAGCGCAUUCAUCUCUAGCAAUCGACUAACAACUCACACAACAGAAGCGAAAGCGAUCCCCACUUUCCCUUCUAGCUUUUCCAAAUUCAGAGCUCAUCGAAUUUUCCAUGCCGAGUCCAACUAGACUUAUGUGCCAUAUAGAUGUGUUGGGCUCUGCGUACACAAAAACCAGAGAGUAAUUGCGAAAUAAACAAACAUAUUACUAGACGAAGGUAGGCUCAAACUCAAGCAGAACCCCGUCGUCGUCCUCCCAUAACAUAGCAUAGAGUGUGCGAGCAGUUUGUUCAGAUAAAUGUUGAUAUAUAUACAUACAUAGGCGUACCGUACGUAAAGCUCAAUGUUCAAAGCAAGUUGUUCCUUUUCGGUGUUCGAGUAAUUAGGCGAUUAAGCUCUGGAUAAACAGAAAGUUAGAAGCUAUGGCACCACAUUCAAUGGAUUCAAUAGUUCAAUCGACGCGAUCCAAUCACCAAUAUUAUACGUACAACGGAUAUGUAGAUCUGUUAGCUAUAGAUCAGUGGAUGUUAAACCUAUACGAAAUUAUUGUUGUCUACACUCUUCGAACUGAGCGAACGAACGAUCCAUUGGGGAAAUCGAAGCGAAAUGCAUACGAAUGGAAUUUAGUUGAGGAAACGCACUUUAUGGAAAAACUAGAAGACUUACAGCUUUAUACGCAAAACAGAAACAGAAACAAAAACGGAAACGGAAACGAAAAACGAUGAAAUCUAUUGAUAUAUAUACGUAUAUUAUAUGUAGCAUUAUUUAAAUUAUAUAUGAACAAAGCGGGGAGAACUGGAGGUAAUGUCAUUCAAUGCAUUCAGCUAAUUAGAGUUUAUGAAAGUUCAACGAGUUUGCAUGCGAAAGUUUACAAGAAGAACUGCAGAGUUCAGCGCACAAUUUCGCAAUUUGCAAUCUGCAAUCUUUGAUUCGAAAUCUGCAAUUCGAAAUCGAAACUAUUGUUGCAAUCUAACGGAUACUUUACAGUGGGCAGAGCGCUGCUGAAUCAAAUCCAGAGAGCAGCGCUGGCGACACUCUAAAAAACAAACAAAUAUAUAGUUUAUACACAAAUGAAUAUGAAAUAUGCAUUGAUACGGCGAUAAGAAUGAAAUCUAUAUAUAUAUAUAUAUAUAUAUAUGUAUAUCUAUAUAUAUAUAUAUACAAAUACAUAAAUGAAUUAACUAAUUAAAUCGUAAUUAUAUGCUAGUGCGUAAACUGUAACGAUUAGCGCGUAAAAAUAUGUAAAAAGCAAGCAGUUGACCGAGAACAAGAAAUUUAGUUAGUAGCAAAUUAACAAAGGAAACGCCAACUUCCGCCGCACGCCUACCUGUAUAUACCGCUAUACAUAUUUGACCGAUCGAAUUGGAUCGGGGCUGGGCAGGUGUUUGUGCACGCGGGUUGCAAACUAUGUAUAAUUAUUAUUUGUAUCAUUAUUAUUUAACUAUUGCAUGUGAUUAAUAAUAUUUAAGUUAAACGUAAAGCGCAGCAUAUUAAAUUGUAACUUAUGUAUACCACAAACAAAAAACAACAACAAAACGAACAGCAGCAGCAAUAUGCGUGAAAAAAUCAUCAUUGUAAAUCUAUUCGGAGAUAACCAAUGCGAGAAGCAGCAAGAAUUGCACUAAAAAUAAAUAUACUACUUUUAGAUGCCUAAAAACCAAUAAAUAAUUAUGUAACAAGAUAAAGCGAGUCCAGCAAAUUUAUUGAGCCAGCGAGUAAGAAGCGCGAUGCAAUAAUGCUAUGAGUAAUUGAGUGUAAUGGCCGGAAAGACCGAAACCUUUUGUAAAUUUCAUUUAAAACCUGAAUAAACGUCAAUAUUUGAAAUUCAAAA
Messenger RNA from Drosophila serrata, 4662 nucleotides. It is a transcript of the gene dally, whose product is annotated as division abnormally delayed protein. NCBI's taxonomy places the organism in Eukaryota, Metazoa, Arthropoda, Insecta, Diptera, Drosophilidae. Gene Ontology annotation, cellular component: cell surface; plasma membrane; extracellular region. The record is from RefSeq and is a predicted model, not a curated record. Gene Ontology annotation, biological process: positive regulation of canonical Wnt signaling pathway; regulation of protein localization to membrane; cell migration.